Molecule: messenger RNA, 3101 nt
Organism: Rhineura floridana
Lineage: Eukaryota; Metazoa; Chordata; Lepidosauria; Squamata; Rhineuridae
Gene: PDIA6
Product: protein disulfide isomerase family A member 6
Exons: 13
Coding region: 212-1561 (449 amino acids)
Biological process (GO): response to endoplasmic reticulum stress
Cellular component (GO): endoplasmic reticulum lumen
Molecular function (GO): protein-disulfide reductase activity; protein disulfide isomerase activity
Source: RefSeq, a predicted model, not a curated record
ACGGAGUUAUCUCCUCCCUUCCGAACGCUUGCGCGGCGGCAUGAUCCGUCCGAUUUCCAUUGGCUAUGCAAAAGAGAGAACGCUGAGAGCACCAAUAGGCGGCGGCCACGGCUAGGCUCGCCGAAGCAUUUGGUACUCUUACCGGAGGGGAAGGCUAGAGUGUAGAAGGUGAAGAUAGAGCGAGCAAGCCGGAGGAUUUUAAGGGUGCAUUAUGGGCGCAUUCGGCGGGAGACGCUUUUUGCUUGGAACUGUAAGCUGCACACUGUUCCUUGCUGUUAACAGCUUAUAUUCUUCCAGUGAUGAUGUUAUAGACCUAACACCAACAAACUUCAAUAGGGAGGUCAUUCAGAGUGACAGUUUAUGGCUGAUAGAGUUCUAUGCACCAUGGUGUGGCCACUGUCAAAGACUGACCCCUGAAUGGAAAAAAGCUGCAACGGCACUAAAAGGGGUUGUGAAAGUAGGGGCAAUUGAUGCAGAUAAGCAUCAGUCCCUAGGUGGUCAGUAUGGUGUCAAAGGAUUUCCCACUAUCAAGAUAUUUGGUGCCAACAAGAACAAAGCAGAAGAUUAUCAAGGGGCCAGGACGAGUGAUGCUAUUGUUGAUGCUGCUUUAAGUGCUCUCCGGUCGCUUGUGAAAGAUCGCCUUAGUGGCAGAGGAGGUGGAUACAGCUCUGGAAAACAGAGCAGCCGAGAAAAUGGAGGAGGCUCAGGCAAAAAGGAUGUGAUUGAGCUGACAGAUGACAAUUUUGAUAAGAAUGUCUUGAAUAGUGAAGAUAUCUGGCUGGUAGAGUUUUAUGCUCCUUGGUGUGGACAUUGCAAAAAUCUAGAGCCAGAAUGGGCAGCAGCUGCAACAGAAGUGAAGGAGCAAACCAAUGGAAAAGUUAAAUUGGGUGCUGUAGAUGCUACAGUGAGCCAGGUGUUAGCAAGCCGAUAUGGGAUUCGUGGUUUUCCUACAAUAAAGAUCUUCCAGAAGGGAGAAGACCCUGCCGAUUAUGAUGGUGGAAGGAUAAAAUCUGAUAUUGUAGCUCGUGCUCUAGACCUAUUUUCAGAGAAUGCUCCACCACCUGAAGUUCUAGAGAUUAUUAAUGAAGAUGUAUUGAAGCAAACUUGUGACGCUUACCAGCUCUGUAUCAUUUCUGUCUUGCCCCAUAUUCUUGAUACAGGAGCUGCAGGUCGGAAUUCCUACUUGGAAGUCAUGCUGAAAAUGGCAGACAAGUACAAAAAGAAGAUGUGGGGGUGGCUGUGGACAGAGGCUGGAGCGCAGUCUGGUCUUGAAAACUCCUUGGGAAUUGGAGGAUUUGGAUAUCCAGCCAUGGCAGCUGUUAAUGCUCGAAAGAUGAAAUUUGCACUCCUGAAAGGAUCUUUCAGUGAACAAGGGAUUAAUGAGUUUCUAAGGGAAUUGUCUGUAGGUCGGGGGUCCACAGCACCUGUAGGAGGAGGGGCUUUUGCAAAGAUUAACACAGUAGAGCCAUGGGAUGGCAAGGAUGGUGAGCUACCAGUUGAAGAGGAGAUUGACCUCAGUGAUGUAGAUCUUGAUGACUGGGAUAAUAAGGAUGAAUUGUGAGAGCUUGAAGACACUUUGUUUCUUGAGAGACUUUGAGCAGUAGUUUAAUGGAACAUUGCUUUGCAUCACACGGAUAUCCCGGUGGCAUUUUCGCCGAGAGAAACCCUUGGUCACUUACUGGAAGCACUGUUAAAAGUGAACUGUGUGCCUCUCAAGAAAACACAUCUUUAAAAUUCUAUGAAUUUUUUUUGUAUUGAGUAAAAUUGAUUGUAUCCUGCACAACAGAUAUUUGGGGGGUGGGGGUGUGAUACUGAUCUGUCAUUGAAAUAUUCCUGUUUUGGCUUUUGUCCAGCUGGCAUGUGGUGGUUGACCGUGACUCAAGACUUUUUUUGUAACUAGUUUUAAAAUGUGAUCUACUUUCCCCCCUCCCAAAAACUAGUUACUCUAGCCUUCAUUUCAAUGAAAGAAUAAAACAAAUAUUUUUGACACACUGUGUCAGUGUUGUACAAUGUACAGAGCUCUGUCAUUUGACAAAGCAGUAAAUAUUUCAGGUAUCAAUGCAGCAAACAUUUUGACAGCAUGAGAGCAAUUUUAUAUAGGGUCUUCUAGAAUGUAGUCCUUGACUAGACAGGAUGCUAUUGUUUCAUCCCCCCUUUUUUGGAAUCAAUGGGGUUCACGGAAGCACCAUACUGCUUAAGUCUCCUGAGAAGUGUGUAUACUCUUGACAUGAGUGUUAUUUGUAACUGGAAUCUUCUAGAAAUAACGUAGCGGUGAUGCUGGUGAUCAGGAAAAGGGACUGAUCUGCAUGCCUGCUUAACAGAGUGAUUUCAUAGGGCAAAAGGUUACUGCAAAGUCUCUGUUUGCAGAACGUUCCCAUUAAUCCAGAGACACAACUCCAGAUUAAGGUUUAGCAUUGCACCCAUCAGUGUUUAACACAUCUCUGAAAAAAACAAGACAAAGCACACAAUGUCAGUAUUAAACAAAUGCUUCUGCCCUGCCACAGGAAAUGUAGAACUUCUUGGAGAGAAAUACAUGCUAGCCUUUCGACAAGGAACUACCUUGUUGGGUAUCAUCUUGGCCAAUUCCUUACAUUUUGAGAAGUUUAUUAAGUCAUUACAAUAUUGAUUCUUAUUCAUCUGUACAGAGUCGUUACAUUUAACCUUGAGGUUGCCAGGUUGUGUUUUACAAUUCAUGUUGACAUUAGGGAUGAAGUAUAAAUUUCAGUGUUGGAGGGAAACAUGUAGUUUACACUAGUCUUGUGCAGAUAAGGUACUUCCAGCAAACUGUCAAAACGGGUAAGAUUUCCCAUGCUAUAUUUUAUUUGGCUGUUGCUAACCCAGUUUUUCUUCUUUUGCUAUUUCACCAAACAGUAGAUUAGUGGAAGAAACUGGUAGCUUGUUUGUGUCAGUUCUCACUUGUAAAAUCUCUGCUUGGAUUUCUCUUUAAUAGUCCUACACAGAAGCAAUUGAAACAGAUAACCCACCCACCCCCAAAAAUUAAAUUCUAAAUUCAGUAUUUGAUCUACUGAUUAACUUUCAUGCAAUAAUAUGUAGCUGCUUUGUUGACUGAAUCUGUACAUUAAACAGUUACAGAUACUUGA